Molecule: messenger RNA, 1128 nt
Organism: Cyphellophora europaea CBS 101466
Lineage: Eukaryota; Fungi; Ascomycota; Eurotiomycetes; Chaetothyriales; Cyphellophoraceae
Exons: 1
Coding region: 1-1128 (375 amino acids)
Biological process (GO): lipid storage
Cellular component (GO): lipid droplet
Molecular function (GO): lipase activity
Source: RefSeq, a predicted model, not a curated record
AUGCCAUUGUCUCCUCGCCUCUCAAACGACGUCUUCAUCCACGUUCCGCAACAUCUCCUCGCUCUGAAGCCUCCAGGAAAUAACGACUCCAUCCGCGUGAUCUUCUACCUCACUGGAAACCCCGGCCUGCUGAGCUACUACCACGAAUAUCUCGCCCUGCUAGCCUCGAGCGAGGAGGGGAGAGACUAUGUCAUUGUCGGGUUCAGCCUUGGUGGUUUCGAGGACGUCGAGCUGGACGAGAAUGACAAUGAUCUACUCUUUCCGGACGCCGUUGCCGGAAAGCGCGGCGCCAAGACGCGCGGGGAGGAUGCUGAGUGGUGGCGGCUCGAGGAGCAGGUGAAUCUGGCUGUUGCACGCAUCGAUGAAGUCGUGAGGCGGCUGGGGAGAAGUGCAAAGGUCACGCUGAUGGGCCACAGCGUGGGGACGUGGCUGGCUCUUGAGGUGGUCAGCUGUGCCGCGGAGCGCAGGGAGCGGAUGCAUGAGCCGGUCGCGGAUGCGAGUGGUGUCUUAGGCGUGGGUGCGAACCCGGCAGAGGUUCUUGAUUGGGACAUCGAGGCGUGUGUCUUACUGGCACCGACAAUUGUUGACCUCGCCAAGUCGCCGUCUGGCAUCAAGGCUGCCCCCAUCAUGGCAAGACUGUCAUUCUUGCCGUGGUUACUGCAGCUUAUGGCAGCGGGUCUAGCGUGGGCGCUGAGUGAGAGUGCAAUACAGUGGUUGAUUGGCCGCUUCAUGGGGCUAGAUGCGAAUCUGGAAGGAGUGAGAACGACAGCUCGGUUUUUACAGAGUCCCGGCGGAGUACGGCAAGCCUUAGAGAUGGCGAAAGAGGAGCUCGUCAGUAUAUCCGCCGAUGGUUGGGGGCCAGAAGUCUGGGGUGUCGGCGACGCUGUCGAAAGCAGUGCCUGGAACGGACAAGGCGGUCCACUCAUGUACUUCCUAUUCGCGCAGAAGGACCACUGGAUAGGCGACAGGACCAGGAACGACAUCAUCAGGACGCGAGGUAGGCAUGACGGAAGGGGAAGUGUGGUGGUCGACGAGAAGAAGGGUCUAGUACAUGCAUGGUGUUUGAGGCAGAAUCGUGCGGUGAGCGAGUACGUCAAACCGUGGUUAGAAGAUGUUAAACGAUCAUAA